UUUUUUUUUUUUUUUCACUUUUAGACUUGCUUUGCAGAGCGUCGGUCGACCAUGCACAAACGUGGCGCUGCCUCUGUCUCGUUGGCGACACUUCUGGCGUGCUUGCUGUUGUUCUUGUCGUCGGGGCUUGUUCAAGCUUACGAUUCUCAAAGCGACUCGAGCUGCAACAAUGCGAAAAACGCCGGCAUCGGGUCCAACUCGAACGACAACAACUAUCAGUCUGGAACACUCACCAUUAGCGGAGCAACUUACAACACUCCUUUUUAUUGGACUUUCACGAGCAGCUAUAGUGGUUCGGUGAUGGUGGUCGGAUCGGGCAUGAGAUUCGCCCUGGCCAGCUCAGGCGGAAACUGCAAUGGAGGGCUCUUCCAAAGCUACGGCGUCUCGGCUCCUGGAACACUCUCUUGGUCGGUUGGUGCCGGUACGACCUACAAGUUUGUCCUCGGCGGGGUCUCUGGCUCGGUGAGCGGGCAAUCGUUCACUCUGACCUUUAAAUGCCAGGGCACUCAGUACUGGACGGGCUCCUCAUGCGCAACGUGCAAUCCCGGCUCCUACACUGACAAUCUAUCAUGCACGCCAUGCCAGUCCGGGUCUACUUACGACGACGACCUUAACUCGAUGUCCGCGUGCGUUCCUUGUUCCGGUGGUACGUGUCCGUCCACACAGUACCUGUCGUCGUCCUGCACAACCACCGCAGACAGAGUGUGCACGAACUGCAAUUCCAUCGGAAACUGUCAAGUCAUUUCUUGCACGACGUCGACGAAUCAAGCCUGCACCACGUGCCAGACCGGAUUUUACAAAGCUUCGGCCACGAGCUGCCCAGCUUGCACCAGCAUUCCAAACUGCCAAACAGGUUCUGUUACCUGCAACACAAACAGCGAUCAACAGUGUAGCACAUGCGUUUCAGGCUACUACCGAUCGACCAAUGGUGCGACAUGCCCGCAGUGUCCCGCCAUUCCUUUCUGCAACUCUGCUCCCACAUGCGCUGCUCCCGGCACAAAGUCGACCUGCUCGGCGUGCCAAUCCAACUAUUACAAAACGACUGGCACAUCGUCUACAUCAGACACGUGUACACAAUGCACGGCGAGCUGUCCCACGAACCAGUACAUGACCGCCACUUGCUCUGCGACGUCUGAUAUCACCUGCAGCCAAUGCGCGAUCGCGAAUUGCGGUGUUCCCGUCACUUGCUCCACGAGUACGAAUGCCGUGUGCACCACUUGCGCUGUGGGCACAUACCGAAAGACGUCAUCUGGUAGCAACGACCAGUGUCUGAAUUGCCCUGCCGUGAUCAACUGCGGAACAACGACGACCUGCGACUCUGCCUCUACGUCGCGAUGCGCAACCUGCAACUCGGGCUUUUACCUUCAGGCCGGAAAUUCGACUGCACCCGACCAAUGCGUGCCUUGUCCCGCUGUGCCGGGCUGCUCGGUUGCUCCGACUUGCGCCUCAGCGUCCACGUCAAAGUGCGCCACGUGCAAUUCGGGGACGUGGAAAGACACGUCUGGUCCCGCUGAUGUCUGUCGCGUUUGUGACCCAAUCAAUGCCUGCCUGUCGACGCCCACUUGCACAAGCUACAACUCGUCCGUGUGCACCACCUGCGCCGCUCAAAUGUGGAGGAGCACCAUGGCCAAUCGAUCUGACACUUGCGAAUCCUGCACUCCCAUCGCUGGUUGCACGUCGGGGUUGCAGUGCAAUUCUUUUACAACCUCGCAAUGUGUCACGUGUGUUCCUGGUACCUUCUUGAAUGACGGUGUGGCCGACAUGUGCCUCGGCUGCACGCCGAUCGAAAAUUGUGACGGCAGCGUGUCGCCCACCUGCAACUCGCCUACCACAUCUCGGUGCCCCACGUGCGUGUACGGGACGUGGAAAAACACGACGGGGCCUGCCGACAUUUGCCAGCUGUGCACGCAGAUUGACAAGUGCGGCUCGACUGUCUCCUGCGGAGACGCGACGUCAUCUCGCUGCGCCACCUGUCUCAAUGGAUACUACCGCAAAAACCAGGGCACCUUUGACACGUGCGAAACGUGCACUCCGAUUGCAGGCUGCGAGACCAACUACCUGGCGUGUUCGUCGCCAUCCACCUCGCAGUGCUUUUCUUGCGAGCCAGGAACUUGGAUGAACAGUGGAAGCACCGCGUGCACGCCAUGCAGUGGAAUUAUUGACUGUCUGGAUGUGCGCUGCACCGAUGGUAUUACGUCCACGUGUCAGCAGUGCGCGAACGGCACCUACUCGCCUGAUGCUGGGGCUUCUUGCACCACUUGCAGCCAAUCGUGCGGGUUGGGCAUGUUUGAGCAGCAAGCUUGCGCCCCGCAACAGGAUCGUGUUUGUGCAGCCUGCACACCUGUGUCGAAUUGCAACACGACUCUCAGUUGCACGACCUCCAGCGACUCUGUGUGCGGCGGAUGCAUUCCUCCUCUGAUUCUCUCCUCCGACGCCCACCAGUGCAUCCCGUGUCCUUCUGGCCAGACCUACCAAGGCGCGCAGUGCGUUCUUGCCGGUAGCCCGUCAUCGAGUAGCGCUGUCGGUACCAUCGCCGGUGCCGCUGGUGGUGCCGCUGGUGGUUUGUUGAUCCUCCUCCUCCUGCUGCUUCUCGUCGUUCUCCCUCGGCGCCGGCGUGCGCGACAGCAACUCAAGAACUCACCCAGCGCCUCUGACUCUGAGGCAGUGUCGAUGACGGUCAAUCCGAUUGGCAAGAAACGCGAAUCCACAGCCAACGACCAGUCAAGCCAUUACGAAAUGCUGGCUUCCGACACUUCCGACAUUUAUGCCGAGCCUGCUCAGAAGCCAAAGCCACGCUCAGCCGCAGCCUCUCCUGGACUGUACGACAACUCGCCGGCAGCUGGCGCACAAGACAACACGUACGACAAACUGAACCAGACGGAGGUUUAUGCGGAAGCGGCGCAAUAUGCUGCCGUUGCUGCUCCGAAGCCUAGCGAUGGCAUGUUGUACGACAAUGGCCCGAGUGCUCCUUCUGAAGAAGCUUACGUCGAGCCGACGUCGAAGGCGACCUCAGCGGCUCCAGUUGCGGCUCAACCCGACAUGUACGACAACGGCAAGCCUGCACAACCAGACAUGUACGACAACGGCAAGCCAGCACACACCGCAGCAGCAAGCCGCGCACCUGUUCUCGCCGGCGCACUUUACGACAACUCCAACGGACGGGCUUCGCAAAUCUACGAGGAGCCCGGCAAGAAGCCGAGCGCAGACGCCGAAGAUGACAACGAGGACAUGUACAUUUAUGGCGCGCCUGGUGUUGCAGACCACAUGCCGUUUGCUGUUCCGUCGCGAUUGCCCGACUACGACAACCCCAACUCGAACGCCCAAAAGUCGUUUGCUGAGACGGUGCAGGUGCUGGGUGAUCUCGGCAUGGGCGAGUUUGGCCGAGUUGUAUCGGUCUCCCUCCCACGCGCCAUCUUCCCGGAAAAAACACUGAAGGGUACGACUGUCGAAACGCCUUCGAGCGAUGGCAAAGUCGUGCUGGCUGCCAAGAUGCUGCACGACCAUGCCACACCAAAGCAACGCGACGACUUUUUGGAUGAAGCACGCGUGAUGGGCCAGUUCCAGCACCCGGCCGUCGUCUGUGUGAUUGGUACGCAUUUCGACACAGAGCCAGUCAUGCUCCUGCUUGAGCUGUUCCCGUACGGCAGUCUGCAAAGCCUCUUGAAGAAGAGCGAGGCUGCUGGCGUCGUCUGGACGGCGGUCGAGCAGGCCCACGCGCUCGCCCAGAUUGCCAGCGGUAUGGCCUAUCUCACCAGCCAGCGCAUUGUUCAUCGUGAUUUGGCGGCUCGCAAUUGCUUGGUCGGACACAACCUUGUUGUCAAAGUCUCCGACUUUGGUCUGUCUCGUUCGAUGGCGGAGGACAAGGAUUACUAUGUCGUUCAAACGCGCGGCAAGCUUCCUGCUCGGUGGAUGUCGCCAGAGGCCCUCGGCUUCCGCAAGUUCACCGAGGCAUCCGAUGUGUGGUCAUUCGGCAUCGUCAUGUGGGAGGUGCUGACCUACGCGAGUGCGUCCCCAUUCGCCCACAUUCAAGCGGUCGCCGUGUUGGAGUAUUUGAGCUCGGGCGGUCGUCUGGAGCGUCCUGCGGUCUGCCCCGAUGUCUUUGACAAGCUGAUGCAGCACUGUGCGCAACAGCAGCCAUCAGACCGACCGCACUUCACCAACAUUGUUCCCAUCCUCGCGCGAGUCGUGUCGUCGGCCAAUACUCCACCCCGUGACGUUGGUGCGGUUGUGUCCCAGGCAUCAUCAUCAUCAGAGACUUAACGUUGCUGUUUCGGUUAUUCUUGUUUAUCGUGCGUUUUGCUUUUUUGAGUUUUCCAACUUUGCUGGUUGAUCUGUGCUUGUACUUUUUUUUUUUUUUGUGCUGCAUGCUUCCUCCUGUUUGUGCUUUGGGGUGAGUCAUCCAAGCUCGAGCGCAAUGUACAGUGUCACCACCA
This is a messenger RNA of Capsaspora owczarzaki ATCC 30864, 4433 nucleotides long. RefSeq names its product ephrin type-A receptor 4a. Gene Ontology annotation, molecular function: transmembrane receptor protein tyrosine kinase activity; ATP binding; protein binding. Gene Ontology annotation, biological process: cell surface receptor protein tyrosine kinase signaling pathway; multicellular organism development; positive regulation of kinase activity. Bases 52 to 4260 code for a protein of 1402 amino acids. The transcript is spliced from 4 exons. Gene Ontology annotation, cellular component: signaling receptor complex. The record is from RefSeq and is a predicted model, not a curated record. NCBI's taxonomy places the organism in Eukaryota, Filasterea, Ministeriida, Capsasporidae.